This is a messenger RNA of Cutaneotrichosporon cavernicola, 960 nucleotides long. RefSeq lists its product as uncharacterized. Gene Ontology annotation, biological process: intracellular zinc ion homeostasis. The coding region runs from base 1 to 960 and encodes 319 amino acids. The record is from RefSeq and is a predicted model, not a curated record. Gene Ontology annotation, cellular component: membrane. The transcript has 2 exons. NCBI's taxonomy places the organism in Eukaryota, Fungi, Basidiomycota, Tremellomycetes, Trichosporonales, Trichosporonaceae. Gene Ontology annotation, molecular function: signaling receptor activity.
AUGCCUGAAACUAAGCCCCUCCUCAGUGGAUCCAACUCCAACGGCACCCACUCGGCCAAGACGAACAAGACGGGCAAGACGGGAUGGAAACCCCGCCUCCUCAGCUUUGAGGAGAGCCGCCGCCUCGUACCUUGGGCGACCGACAACGAGUACAUCACGGGAGGAUACCGUCCGCAUCUGGUCAACAUCAGCUCGUGUCUGUACUCUGCCAUCGGAUACGUCCACAACGAGACUGUCAAUAUCCACACACACUCGCUCGGCGCAGCCUUCUGGGCCCUCAUGCUCCCCCUCCACAUCCUGCCCUCGCACUUCCCUACGCUCGGCACCUUCCCCUCGGCCGCUCUCCUCCCCCCAUCGACCCUCAUCGACAAGGCGUGCAUGGCGUGCUACUUUGUCUGCGCUGUAACCUGCCUCGGCCUCUCCUCCUGGUUCCACACAGUUUCAUGCUGCACUCAUGAAGUCUGCGACCUAGCCCACUGUGGCGACUACGUCGGCAUCGUGGUCCUCAUCGUCGGUUCAAUCCUCCCGGGAAUGUACUAUGGUUUCCACGGCCAGCCCCUCCUCCAAGGCCUCUACAUGGCUGGCAUCGCGGCCGCCGGCGCCACGAGCGCAUACAUUGUCCUCUCGCCACACCACCGCAACCACCGCUGGGACCGGACCUUGACGUUUAUCGCGCUGGGCCUCUCGGCAGUCCUCCCCGUCGGUCAUGUUGUCCUCGCGCGUGGACUCACGUACGCCCGUGAAAUGAUGGGCUUCAGCUACAUUGCAGCUGGCGGCGCGUCGUACAUCUUUGGCGCGGUGCUUUAUGCCGCUCGGAUUCCCGAGAGUCUCUGGCCCGGCAAGUUCAAUUACUUUGGCAGCUCGCACCAGAUCUUCCACUGCUUUGUACUGCUUGGCUCGUGGUUCCAGUUCGCAGCGCUGCGCUGGAUGCACGUUGGGCGUGCGCUCGCGGACGCUUAG